Molecule: messenger RNA, 656 nt
Organism: Mesitornis unicolor (brown roatelo)
Lineage: Eukaryota; Metazoa; Chordata; Aves; Mesitornithiformes; Mesitornithidae
Product: cytochrome P450 26C1-like
Exons: 3
Biological process (GO): sterol metabolic process
Molecular function (GO): monooxygenase activity; oxidoreductase activity, acting on paired donors, with incorporation or reduction of molecular oxygen; heme binding
Source: RefSeq, a predicted model, not a curated record
GCUCCCGCUUCCACAGCUCCCGGCGGGAGAAGUAUGGCAAUGUGUUCAAGACCCACCUCCUGGGCCGGCCAGUGGUGCGGGUGACAGGCGCCGAGAACAUCCGCAAGAUCCUACUGGGCGAGCACACGUUGGUCAGCACACAGUGGCCCCAGAGCACCCAGAUCAUCCUGGGUCCCCACACCCUGCUCAGCUCCGUCGGUGACCUGCACCGCCAGCGUCGCAAGAUCCUGGCCAGGGUGUUCAGCCGCGCUGCCCUGGAGAGCUACCUGCCGCGGAUCCAGAAGGUUGUGAGCUGGGAGCUGCGGGGCUGGUGCAUGGAGCCGGGCUCCAUUGCGGUUUAUUCCUCCGCUAAAACCUUAACUUUCCGCAUUGCAGCUCGGAUUCUGCUGGGACUCCGCCUGGAGGAAAAACAGUUCAAGGACCUGGCCAAAACUUUUGAACAGCUGGUGGAGAACCUCUUCUCCCUGCCCCUCAACAUACCCUUCAGUGGGCUGCGCAAGGGAAUCAAAGCACGGGACAUGCUACAUGAGUUUAUGGAGAAGGCUAUACAGGAAAAGCUGCAGCGAAACAACCCAGAAGAUCACAGCGAUGCUCUGGAUUUUAUAAUAAACAGUGCCAAGGAGCACGGCAAAGAAUUCACCAUGCAGGAGCUAAAG